Messenger RNA from Aspergillus clavatus NRRL 1, 1695 nucleotides. RefSeq names its product fatty acid desaturase. Lineage: Eukaryota; Fungi; Ascomycota; Eurotiomycetes; Eurotiales; Aspergillaceae. Gene Ontology annotation, cellular component: membrane. Gene Ontology annotation, molecular function: oxidoreductase activity, acting on paired donors, with oxidation of a pair of donors resulting in the reduction of molecular oxygen to two molecules of water. Gene Ontology annotation, biological process: lipid metabolic process. The coding region runs from base 1 to 1695 and encodes 564 amino acids. The transcript is spliced from 2 exons. The record is from RefSeq and is a predicted model, not a curated record.
AUGGCCGACACGCAGAACAUGAGCUCCAACCCGUCCUCCAGGACGCGCAAGGACGCAGUCUUAUCACGGCGAUACAUUGAAGGUCAGAUUGCGGAUGGAAAACACAUUAUCAUUUACGACAAUCGAGUCCUCAAGGUUGAUGCGUGGAUCAAAUUCCACCCGGGAGGGGACAAAUCGAUAAAGCAUAUGGUUGGAAGAGAUGCAACAGAUGAAAUCAAUGCAUUUCACUCGAAAGAAGCACGCCAGCGGAUGCCAUCGUUUCAAAUCGGCCGUAUUCAGGGAACGUGGUCGAACUUCCUUCCUCCCAUCCAAGGCGGAAAAUUCCGUCCUUACACUGGUGAGCCUUGCUCAAGCGAUGAGGACACCACGGACCACGAAACUUCUCGACCUCCGUCUCCCGUGUUUGAUGCGGCGGAGGCAAUCAAAGAGGCAGCAGGCGUUCGUCGGCGGAGGAAAUCGACGUCGUUAUCUGACACAUCAGUGUCUACAACGCCCGGCGAAGAGCUCGAAUCCAAACCCUUCUUUCUCGACGCACGAACCCAGGAAGAGAUUGUCAAUGAUAUGGCCAAGUAUCCGUCUCUCCACACCACAAGUCAAGAAAACAUUAAACAGAAAUAUCGCGAGUUGGACGAACGGAUCCGCGCAGAAGGCCUCUAUGAAUGCAACUAUUCCUCAUACUUGAUCGAAUGCUGUCGAUAUACCCUUCUCGGAUGCCUAUCGUACAUGUUCCUUCGUUCGGGUUGGUAUGUGACAUCCGCCUUCUUCCUAGGAUGCGUUUGGCACCAACUCGUCUUCACUGCCCAUGAUGCUGGUCAUACGGGCAUCACGCAUCGUUUCCAUGUCGACGCUGUCAUCGGUAUUAUCAUUGCCGACUAUUUAGGCGGUCUUAGUAUCGGAUGGUGGAAACGGAACCAUAAUGUCCAUCAUAUCGUGACGAACGCUCCAGAGCAUGAUCCCGAUAUCGAACACAUGCCAUUUUUCGCCAUUUCGCAUCGCUUCCUGCUGAGUCUUCGCAGCACUUACUACGAACGAGUCAUGCAGCUUGACGCUAUGGCAAAAUUCAUGCUGCAGUAUCAACACUACCUUUACUACAUUAUUCUUCUGUUCGGCCGAUUCAACCUCUAUCGCUUGAGCUGGGUGUACCUCCUUGGUGGCCAAGCCCCCAAGAAGGGCCCUGCCUGGUGGCAUCGCUGGCUCGAGCUUGGAGGGCAAGUCUUCUUCUGGUACUGGUUCGGAUACGCCGUGCUGUACCGUUCAAUUCCAGACUGGGGCAACCGGAUUGCCUUUCUCCUUGUAUCUCACAUGGUUACCGCUCCCCUGCAUCUGCAGAUUACGCUCUCCCAUUUUGCCAUGUCAACAGCCGACUUGGGAGUUCACGAAUCCUUUCCUCAGAAGCAGCUGCGCACAACCAUGGACGUGGAUUGCCCAACGUGGCUUGAUUUCUUCCACGGCGGGCUCCAAUUCCAAGCCAUUCACCAUCUUUACCCGCAGAUUCCGCGUCACAACCUGCGUCGUACGCAAAAGCUGGUGAUCGAAUUUUGUCGCGAUACUGGCAUUCCUUACACUGUUUUUACAUUUUAUGGCGGCAACAAGGAGGUCAUCGGCAGGCUUGGGGACGUCGCGAAGCAGUUACGCAUUCUUAAAGAAUGCAGAAAAUCGUAUGCUGGGCAGGGGGUUCUUUCGGACCAUCACUGA